UUCAACAUGGCUGAAGCGAGCAACGCCGAUCCGACAACGGGAGUGGAAGAAAAGUCUGAGGAAUCACCUCCAGAAUCCGGCACACCCAUUUCGAGGGUAAAACUCCUCGAUACCAUGGUGGAUACCUUUCUCCAAAAGCUGGUCGCCACCGGGAGCUACCAGAGGUUCACUGACUGUUACAAACACUUCUACCAGUUGCAGCCUGAGAUGACACAGCGAAUCUAUGACAAGUUUAUAACUCAAUUGCAGACAUCUAUCCGGGAGGAAAUCUCAGAAAUCAAAGAGGAAGGGAACCUAGAAGCUGUCUUGAAUUCACUGGACAAAAUUGUGGAAGAAGGCAAAGACCACAAGGGACCAGCCUGGCGCCCCAGUGGGAUCCCAGAGAAAGACUUGUGCAGUGUCAUGGCACCCUACUUCCUGCAACAACGGGACACCCUUCAGCGCCAGGUGCAGAAGCAGAAAGCCAAGAACAAGGAGUUGGCAGACACUGUCCUGGCUGGUCGCAGGCAGGUAGAAGAGCUACAGCAGCUGGUUGAAGCCCGGCAACAGGCCUGGCAGGCCCUACACAGAGAACAGAGGGAGCUGCUGGAUGUACUGAAGGAGCCUGAGUGAGGAGGAGACAGGCAAACCCCAGAGUAGAGGGCAGUCAAGGUCAAGGUCCUGUGGUCAGCAUUCUGGGCCUGGGCAGGCUGCCUUUUGAGAACAGCUGAAAUGGUGCCAGUCCCCAGGCAGUAAUGGAGGACAAGGCUGGAGCAGGCCCCCCAACUGCCGCUAAACUUAUGGGGCUCCCAUGGAGUCACACACUCAACUACCUUAAGAUUCCUCUUAUUUUCUUCCACAUGGAAGCCUGUAGCCAGCUCUCCCUGGGGAUGGGGUGGGAUACCAAGCCUCUUCUCUAGUAUGGCCAGCACUCCCCACACACACACACACACAUACCAUCCCUGGGUCUGGCCUAGAGAAUGUGUUUUCACUGAUUGUCCCCUUACUGGCCAGCCCAAGGGCCAUGCCAUGUUCUCCCCACAUCUGUAAAUAAACUUCUUCCUCUACCCUAUAAUUUGUGAGGAUGCUUCCUCGCCGGGCUUCCUGUGCCAAGACCACUCCUGGGCUCCCUAGCUCUUGGCCAAGGUCAAGGCCUUAGCUUCAGUGCCCUGGGAACCUCUAGGCUGGAGUAGGCUAGGGCCUCGGAUUGUAUCUGAUCAUGUGCAGAGGGCAGCAGAUCAGAAAACAGGACCCUUGUGUUUCCUGAGGUCAGAACAAACUGCCAAAGGUAUCACUCUGUCCAACCCACCCUACCCUUCUCCUUGCUAAUUGGCUUAAUUCUGGGAAAGUAUCCAUAGGUGGCAGGGUUUUACAUAGUGGGGCCCUCCACAAAACCUGGGCACUGUGUCUUUCCCUACUUCAGUUUUCUCUAGCCAGGGUCACCAGAUGGUAGAUGGUGCUUCCUAGACCCGAGGGAAAAGGAGGUGGGCUCCAAUUUGGUAAACAGUUUUUCUUUUUUGAUGAAGGCUCACCCUAACCCAUAUGUAGGCUUUUUUAGAGCUGCCUGAGGAGACAAGGACAGGAAGAUAUCACAGUGACCUCUGCUAACUGCUCUCCUCCCCAUAAACAGAGCCCAGCUUACCUUUUUCUCUGAGGAACAGCUGCAUUUAGGCAGAUACUUCCCUCCUGCCAGUCCUCCCCAUCCAGUGCUUUAUCUAUCAGGUUGGGCAGACUGAGUCCUGGUGGGUGGGUUGGUAGGUGAGCAAAGACACAGGCCAAACAAAGAGGGGCCAGGACCCUCUCUUCUCACUAGUCUGAGACACUGGCAGCUCUUGAGUAGGAUGGAUGUUUUAGGUCACAAUGUUCUGUCAGAAGACAGGCCUUCCUAUCAACUUUGGAAUGGGAAUAGGGGGCAAGUCCCUCCAACGGCUGUUAACGAGGGAGGCUGUACUGGCUAGCGGAUUGCUGGGUAACCUAAAAGUGACUCCAUCUCCCUGCUCCCUGAAGGCCUUACCCCUGUACACUGAC
Molecule: messenger RNA, 2007 nt
Organism: Dipodomys ordii (Ord's kangaroo rat)
Lineage: Eukaryota; Metazoa; Chordata; Mammalia; Rodentia; Heteromyidae
Product: polyamine-modulated factor 1-like
Exons: 5
Coding region: 7-612 (201 amino acids)
Biological process (GO): chromosome segregation
Cellular component (GO): MIS12/MIND type complex
Source: RefSeq, a predicted model, not a curated record